AUGCUGUACAGUUAUACAGCAGCAGAAGCAGCAGCAGCAGCAGCAGCAGCACAGGGGAUGGUCAAAGACAUGUUCUCCAGCCUUCUACUACUAUGGCCACUCAGCUAUGGCCUUGCACUGACGCACGCUGCUCCACAGGAGCAGUCCUGGAACAACCACAACCUCCACUCUGUCCCUAGGGAUCUGGAUGCAAGGGUUCGAAGACUGGACCUGUCCAAUAACUUCAUCAGACAGCUGCGCACACUUGUCUUGCCGUCUUUGGAGCAGCUGGACCUCAGCGCCAACCAGCUGGAUUUCAUCUCUGAGGGGGCCUUCGAAGAGCUGGCUCGACUGGAGCGGCUGAAUUUGUCCAGAAACGCGAUGAACACCAACGUUGGCAGUAACAGCAAAGCCCUCCGAUCCAUCAGCGGACUGAGGAGCUUGGACCUGUCUGCGAACGGCCUGACCGAUGAGGCCGUUGAGCUGUACCUUCGAAACAAGUCCUCCCUCGAUUGGCUUAAAAUGACUGGUAACGCGUUAACAAGGCUUUCACGCAGCAUGUUCAGGGAGAGUAAAGGUCUGAGGAUUAUUACUAUUGAUGAUAAUCUGAUAUCAUUUAUAGAAGAGGGGACAUUUGAGCCGCUGAGCCAACUGAAGAAGCUAAACUUAGCUAGGAAUACCCUUGUACGUGUCUGUAAUUUUAAACUACAUCAAGUCAAGUAUUUGAAUCUCAGUAGAAACUCAUUAGAGUCCUUUGUCACACGCGAGGACGAGCAGAUGUAUGAGCUUGAAAUCCUUGAUCUGAGCUUCAACAACUUGCUUUAUUUCCCUGUUGUUCCAAAGAUGAACCGUCUGAGGUAUCUUCACUUACAGAAUAACAUGGUCGGCACCUUGGACUCGGAGGCUUCGAUGGUAUCAGAGGCCAAUUAUCUAUAUAGUCAUAUUAUGAAUGAAAACACGGUGAGAAAAAAUAUCCUCCACUCCAACUGGAGGCUGAUGCCACUCGUUUUCCUCGACCUCAGUUACAACCACUUCAGACAAUUCCCAGCCGAGACUCUGAGCCUUCUCUCCUCUUUACAAGUACUCAAUUUUAGCCACAACUGUUUGCAGAACAUCACCUGGAACAUUAGACCAUUCCAUUCCCAUCCAGAGAACCCACGGCAGCUUUACUUUCCAUCCUUAAAGCACUUGGACCUGCAAAGCAACGGACUCACGCACCUUUCUCCACCUUUUCUCAAAGCACUCACACAAAUCGAAACGUUGAACCUUAAAGACAACACAGUGCAACUGUGUACUUCCAUGGACCAUUUGAGAGGCUUUCCAUCAGUGGGGCCACAAGAUUCCAACACAUCCUGCUUUGCUUUUGGGAAGUUGGAGACACUCAAACACCUCAACCUCGAGGGAAACAACAUCAAAACACUUCACCCGAACACUUUUCAGAAAUCCUCCUUGGUUUCCUUGAACCUUGCAAGAAACACCCAUAUGGUGAUGCAUGAGGGUGCACUGGAAGCUGUGCGGACCACUCUCCAGUCCUUGAUCGUCAGUGGGAACAACAUGAGCAGCUCCGAUCUGACGCUUCCCUGUAUGCCAGCCUUAACUCAGCUAAAGAUGUCCGGCAACCACCUGGACGUGUUGCCCAGCAGCCUGGGCUGCUCUCCUCUCACACAACUAGACAUCAGAAAUAAUGCUUUGCACACUUUAAACCACUCGCUGAUUAAGGCUUUAUCUGUCCACCUCAAGCAUAUGUAUAUUAGCAGGAAUCACUUUAACUGCUGUGACAGCAAAUGGCUGAUUCUCCUGAACGACUCUCAGCUAGCUGACAUCGGAGACGCUGAAUGCUUCACUAGCACCAGAAACCUCACUUUGACAGAAUAUCUUAAAACCCCUAUGUCUCAUUGUACUAAGGUACAGGACGUUCACAUUGGACAAACAUUUAUUAUUGCUUUAUUCGUAUUUGUCAUAAUAGCAGCGUUCACCGUGUUUUGCAAGAAGCUGUGUUGCACAGACACAACAUUUGUAGUACGAUAAGUCAGUGAUGAGCGACUCAGGCGUGUUUCCUUUGACAGUCCAUUUGCAUGAGUCAUUUGCAGAAGUGCAGCUAAAAGGCUGCUUUAGCCAUGAAUGCUAAUCAAAUUAAAUGGAGGCAGGCUUCACCGUGCCACCCAUGAAUCGGUUUACACUCUAUUAUAACUGCACUUUGGUAGGCUUCCUGCUUCCUGCUGAGGGGCCUGUGGAGACUGUUUGGUCGCAGCGUGAGCCAAAUUACUAAUUCGGGUGGAGAACAUUUUUGUCCAUCCUUCAUUUUGAAAUGUCUGUUUGCAAAUAAAAACUUAAACUUGG
Betta splendens (Siamese fighting fish) is the source of this 2319-nucleotide messenger RNA. Its product is annotated as transforming growth factor beta activator LRRC32-like. NCBI's taxonomy places the organism in Eukaryota, Metazoa, Chordata, Actinopteri, Anabantiformes, Osphronemidae. The transcript has 2 exons. Gene Ontology annotation, molecular function: protein binding. The coding region runs from base 1 to 2007 and encodes 668 amino acids. The record is from RefSeq and is a predicted model, not a curated record.